Patiria miniata (bat star) is the source of this 895-nucleotide messenger RNA. Its product is annotated as telomerase RNA component interacting RNase-like. The record is from RefSeq and is a predicted model, not a curated record. Gene Ontology annotation, molecular function: 5'-3' exonuclease activity; 3'-5' exonuclease activity. Bases 137 to 739 code for a protein of 200 amino acids. The transcript is spliced from 3 exons. NCBI's taxonomy places the organism in Eukaryota, Metazoa, Echinodermata, Asteroidea, Valvatida, Asterinidae.
CGAUGAAAAAUGGUAGGGGUACCAGAUCGCUAUGACGUAAUGCGAUCGGCACUGGUAAAGUGAAUGGAAUACGGAGAAGAAAAAUGUCAUGAGUUUUAUUUGAAAAGACGAAGUUUCACACCUAGUUCACUCAAAAAUGGAGGAAAAGGGAAGAGUCAACGCAUUCGCGAAUGACGGGAGUUUCAUGGAGAUGUUCAAGAGGAAAAUGGAGCAAGAAAAACUCCGCUGUGGUUCAGCAGAAGAAGGGAGUCGCAAUCGGCCGUCGGCGACCGGCGAAGAAAGGGAUGGGAAAUCGAGGACCUUAAAAUCCUCGGCCGAAAAUGCCAGAACAAACGAUCCGGCCGGACGUGAGACUGGACAGACAGAAACUUCUACUGUAACAGAGUCAAGAGAUGAUGUUGUACACAGACUGUCUGCACAGAGUGUGGAAAAUGAAGGCGCAAAAGAAUCGAAUGAGGAACAGGCCGUGACUGUCCCUGAUGAACAGUCGACAAGAGAGGGCGACAAACCUGCUGUUGCCUCUGCCCCUGCUCAGAAAAAAUAUAGCCUGUUAUCACAUGUUGGCAAACGGAGAGAUGGAAAAGUGUCGCUCAAGACAGGAGCGGUCAAGAAGCAGAGGAAUACUGAAGCUCAGGAAAGCAAAGAUCAAGAUGCAUGGUCCAAGUACAUGGCAGAGGUCCAGAAAUACAAGGCUCACGUCUGCGGGGAUGAGGAUAAGUCUCGACCGUUGGUCAAAUGACGUCUUCAAACAUAACUGCCUCAAAAUCAAUUGAGUUUUUUAUUUUUUAUUUGUGAUACGUAAUGUUACAAGAGAUCCCCAGAGAAGGCCCUUGAGUGCUCUGAAACGUGGAAAACUAAAUCAGGCCAACUUAACUCACUCUUUAACCAGCAAAUU